GUGUUGACUGUGUUCAUCCUCAUUCAUUAUACAGGCCACCGCUGGUAGGCCUCCAGCGACAAAUGUACCGCGCCCUGCCUCUCACUAGGCGCGGGACCCGCCAUGCCGCUGCCUCGCUCAGAACCAAGCAGCAACGAAGUGUCCGUCUGUUCUCAAAAUCCCCGAAAGUUGCAGAUGCAUCUUCUAGUUCUUCGGCGUCGCCACCCAAACCAAAGAAACGCGGGUUUUUCAGGACGGUUGCUCUGUACUCCACAGGCUUCGUGCUCGUAUUCUACGCAGCUAGUCCUGUCAUUGCGGCGAACAAUGAGAGGUACAAUGUCUUCUUCUCCGAAAGUGUACCAUUUGGAGAGAGAAUACUUUCGGCUAUGGAAGACCGAGGUAUAGACGAGAAACUGCGUUUCAAACUACUCAAGACUGGAAGAGAUAAAAUGCAAAAGGUUUUUGAUGACGUCUCCCGACGUGCUGGAAGCGGACCUCCCGCUGCCGAGAAGACAGAACAAAUAAAAGGGGCUGUUGUUGACAAGGUUUCGUCCGUCUCCAAAUCGCAGAAUAUGGAGAAGGCGAAACAGAAAGUUCGGGAUGCGAAAGAACAUGCUCAACAUGUUGCGGAAGAGCUGAAGACGAGGACGGAGGAGAGUGUGUCGAAAGUCACGCAGAAGGUGUCGGAAGCGGUCGUGCCUGUUGGAAAAAAGCCUACAAGUACAUCUGCUCGUCCCGCUUCGUUCUCUGAAGGCAUCGAGGAUCUUGUCCGUCGUGCCGAAGGUGCAUUAGCUGGUAAAUAUGUAGACGGUCUUCCUGAUGCUACAACUACCCCGGAACAGCCUGCUGGUUCCCCUCCAGAUGUCCUGCAAGGUACUCCGAAGGAUGUUUCGUCGGAUAAUGGCAAAAUUAUAUAUUCUGACCUUCCCAUCGGAUUUGAACCGCCUCCUGGAUAUUCUCGCCCGAAGCCUCUUUCUCCAUCCUCGUCAAAAUCUGAAGACGCGUCGAAGAAGGAAGAAGGCUUCCCUCUUGUCGCUCCGGCAGUGGCAGACAUUGGCUCCUCCGAACCCGUAAUUUCCGAGUUGGCGACUACUAUCGACUCCUUAGCCGCUUUCGUCAAGGGGAACCCUAACGCAGCUUCUUCCGCGAAAGGUAUCUUGGACACGGCGAAAGAUGAUUUGCAACAGCUCGCGGGACGAAUUGAAGGAGUUCGCUCGGAAGAGCGUAGAAAACUUGAGGCUCAACUGGACGAACAAGCACGCGAAUACAGCUUGAAGCUGCUUGAAUUGGAGAUGACCGCGCAGGAUAAAUUGGAUGCUCAGGAGAUCGAGUUCAAGGCAUUCUACGAGGACGAGCGUAAGAAGCUGACUCGAGUGUACCGCGAGAAGCUGGAACACGAAUUACGAACGCAAAGUGAGAUCAUCAACGAAAGGCUAAAAGCGGAAGUUAUUGCUCAAGGUAUCGAGAUGCAACGCCGCUGGAUCCGCGAGAUCAAGGUUCGCGUGGAGCAGGAACGUGGCGGACGUCUCGCGAAGCUUGAUGAACUUGCUACCAAUCUCAAGCAAUUGGAGCGAAUAACACUGGACAAUGCCGAAUAUCUCAAUGAGAAUUUGCGUUUACAUGCGACCUGGGCUGCAUUGCGUGCACUCGCAGCAGCUUCCGCUGACACGCCUGUGCGGCGGCCGUUCCGUGAUGAGCUGCGUGCACUUCGUCAUUCGUCAGGAGCGAAGGAAGAUGAACUUGUUAGUAAAGUGCUCGACUCACUUGAGAAGACAGACGUUCCCGACGUUGGUGUCGAGCCUCUCGCAGACCUUACGACGUGGUUCACCACCAGCGUAGCUCCGCAAGUUCGACGAGUCGCUCUCGUGCCCGAGCAUGAUGCAGGCGUCCUAUCAUAUCUUGCCUCGAACCUCAUCUCGAGCUUCCGAUUUGCUAGACACGGCCCUGUGGAAGGCAAUGACGUGCUGAGCGUUCUCGCCAGAGCGGAACACUACAUAAAUGAGAAGGACUUGGACAGUGCGGCUCGUGAACUCAAUCAACUAAAGGGAGCCCCGAAGGUUUUGCUUAGCGACUGGCUUGAUGCAACACGCAAAAGAUUAGAAGUGCUGCAGGCGUUAGAGGUCGUGCAAACUCAAACCACAUUAGCAUCACUUCGUGUAGUAUAGUAUUUCUACUACUAAUCCUGCAAUCCAAUUAAGAUGGACUAGC
Messenger RNA from Fomitiporia mediterranea MF3/22, 2187 nucleotides. RefSeq lists its product as uncharacterized. Gene Ontology annotation, cellular component: MICOS complex. The transcript has 4 exons. Gene Ontology annotation, biological process: cristae formation. Bases 63 to 2144 code for a protein of 693 amino acids. NCBI's taxonomy places the organism in Eukaryota, Fungi, Basidiomycota, Agaricomycetes, Hymenochaetales, Hymenochaetaceae. The record is from RefSeq and is a predicted model, not a curated record.